Molecule: messenger RNA, 496 nt
Organism: Cucurbita pepo subsp. pepo (vegetable marrow)
Lineage: Eukaryota; Viridiplantae; Streptophyta; Magnoliopsida; Cucurbitales; Cucurbitaceae
Product: HrpN-interacting protein from malus protein
Source: RefSeq, a predicted model, not a curated record
CCAGAUUUCCCUUUCAUAUUCAUAUUCACCGCUGAUUCGGCCCUCUCCUUGCGAGUGCCCCCACGCUGCUUCCCAAACUUCCAUUGCUAAAAUCCUAAACCCCUUCACCAGUUUGCGGGGAAGAUCUGUUCAGUGCGAAAAACACAAUACAGAACAACAAGUUAAAGAUUCUCACUCGAAGAGUAGCACAAGCCUGUUCAAGAAAGAUAUGGGAGGCAGAGGAGUUAUUGGUGAUAAAUGGUCCAUGAGGGUUCUUUGGGUCUGUGCCCUCGGGAGUGCGAUCGGUUUGUAUAUGGUUGCUCAAGAAAGACAAUUACAGAACAGGCAAAGAAUGUUGGCUGAGAGUCUGAAAGAUGUGGAAUCAGGAGGCUGUGGGGAAAGUGUUUAGGCUUCUGAGGGAGUCGUUGAAAUGUGAGCUCCGGACUAUCGAGAUUCUGUCGUUUGCAAAUUGCUUCCAUGCCUUCUGGUAGUCACAGAUCAAUAAAGUGAGUUUCCA